ACGCUCCCCGGGGCACGGGGGGCCCGAGAAUAGUGCGGAGCCUUUUGUCCCAGUGCCCCGGACGGGCUGCCUAGCUCAGGCUGCUUCAUUUACUUCUGAACUGCAGCCACCUCUGGGGUACAACCUGGGCUCUGUGUAGCAGCCUGUAGUGAGGUUAUGGACCCAUUCAGGCCGCUAGUUGAAAUAUGCUGCGUGUGAAUGUCAGAAACUGAAACAGCUUUACGCAGACGUUUUAUCUUCUCUUCUUGCUGGUCUGUUCCUGACUGUUUAGUUGUGGGACCCUGGUUAGAAGUGUCAGUCACGGUUUGGUUUAUAAUACCAUCUCUUUCCUUCCAGGCAGCAGAUGGCUUGGUGAAAGUUCAGGUGGCUUUGGGGAACAUCGCAAGCAAAAGAGAGAGAAUUAAAAUUUUGUACAAGAAAAUUGAAGAUUUAAUAAAAUAUCUGGAUCCUCAGUACAUUGAUCGAAUGGCUGUUCCCGAUGCCAUGAAACUGCAGUUCAUCUUAGCAGAGGAGCAGUUUAUUCUUUCCCAAGUUGCCCUUCUGGAACAGGUGAACAACCUCCAGCCGUUCUUGGACAGUGCACACAUCAAAGCUGCUCCUGACCAUGCUGCCAAACUGCAGCGACUUGCUCAAAUCCACAUACAGCAGCAGGACCAGUGCGAAGCAGUAACCGAAAACGUCAGGGUGCUCCUAGAAGACUACAAUAAAAUGACCCUGCUUCUGUCUAAGCAGUUUGUCCAGUGGGAUGAAAUGCUGACGCAGCUGGAAGCAGCCAAGCAGGUGAAGCCUAUGGCAGAGUGAUGGCAGCGAUGUAUCGCCAGGAGAAAUGCAGCCUGCAGCCCCAGGGCAGCACCAAGCUUGGGUGAACUGGGGAGGAUUGCAGCUGUCCUGGCACCACAGGUUCCAGUAUGCCAUGUUCUGGCCUGGCUGCUUGGAGCAGAGCGCUGCAUGCUGGGACUUGUAGUCUCAGUGGGCUGCACCUACAAUACUGAAGGUGAAGGUGGCUGCCAAUGAUGCCGGAGGGUCUUGUAACCCAUUUUUGGCCGAUGAGCUGCAUUUUGCCCUCCCCUCCCUUCUUAAAAAUGAAACCAGGUGACUGGCGUCCUAUUAGAACUCGACGAUCUGCACUUCUCCUGACUUGCACUUCCCUGAAAUAACUUUGACUUCUAAUAAUUUAUUUAAAACUCCCUGCUCAGCUCACUGGGAUGUGACAGAAAUGCGGAUCUAUUACAUUUACCUGUGGACCAGAAUAAAAUCCUCAGACGUUAACUA
Molecule: messenger RNA, 1272 nt
Organism: Chelonoidis abingdonii (Abingdon island giant tortoise)
Lineage: Eukaryota; Metazoa; Chordata; Testudines; Testudinidae
Product: dynactin subunit 3-like
Biological process (GO): cytoskeleton-dependent cytokinesis
Cellular component (GO): dynactin complex
Source: RefSeq, a predicted model, not a curated record